AACAAGGAUAACGUGUUUUCUCAUUCGCUGCUCCAGCAUUAAUAUACAGUAUACACUGGCUCGUUCACUCGAGUGUGUGUAUAUUUUCCAGUCAACACUCCACGACGACGACUAAGACUACGACGUGGAAACAUCGAACAAGUGUUCAACGGUUCAUGGAUAAAAUCACCCGUUUUGUUUUUUGAAUACUUCGAGUAAUAUUACGGCAAAUAGAAAACAAGCCGCAAACAAGCUCAAGUCAAAGCGAUGAAGUAGAAGAAACGAAAGUAGAGAGAAAAAAAAACAGUAAAAACAACACAUAUCGAAAAACCAAAAGCGGAAAAUACAGAAUGAAACUUAAUACCGAAAACUAAAAGCUAAAACGUCAUAUAUUUCGUGUGCGCUCGCUAUUUGCAGAAUUUGAUUUCAUUUUUUCUUUCUGCGCUGUAUGUGAUUUCAAACGGUUUUUUUUUCUGCAAACGUUUGACGAGAAAACAAAAACAAACCCACAGCAACGUCGUGUGUGUGGUAUAAUUUUCACUUAACAUCAUUGAGUUGGGUUUUAUUUUGUCAGUCGCGCUGGAUGCGUGCUAAUGUAUUCGUGGGAAAUAACGAAGGAUAGGGCGCAAUAAAAAAUCAAAUUAUGAAAGAUAUUUCACCACAAAGCUAGACGAAAUAAGAGGAAAUUUCAUUCGAGUUAAUUCGAAAAAUGAAAUCUGAUUUUCUCACAUAAAUCAAUCGAGCACACGGUUAGACGAGUACACAUCGGAAAUGUGAAAAGAAUAGAAGGGAAAAUAAUCGGCGCAAAGGAGGUAGAACAACCAAAUUAUAACAACCACCACAAAAAAACAACAACGAAAGACAAACUAACUAUAGACACUUACACAAACUUGGCCGACACAAUAUACAAGGCGGAAAGGAAAAAAAAAAAUAACAACAAAAGCACAAAACGUGCAAGCAAGGUGACGGCGUAGUUCAGAAAAAAAUAACGAAACUGAAAAACAGACACACGGUGCGCGCGACCCUAUAACGUUAAAAAAUGAGCACGACACGGAAAAGCCAGGCAACAGCAAGUCCGUUGAAACGCCAGCGUUCCAAAAGGAAUACACCGUGAAAGAUAUCGAGCGAGAGAAAGAGAGAGUAAAACGCAGGACGUGACCAUUGAUGAUUGUUGAUAUUAUGGGCAUUCAGUACCGUCGAAGUCAAUCGCUCUCUGCAGUCAUUACAAAAACAGCAACAUCAUUCUGAAAAUACACGUAACAUUGUAUGUGUGCUCCGAAUAGUGAGACAGCAAUUUAUAGCGAAAAACCGAUUGCGAUUGAUGAAGACAAAACGUAAAAUUAGUUUUUAAUUAAAGUGCAAACUAGCGAGAGUUUGACAGCCAGCGAUAUACAGAGAGUGAGUGAGAGCGAAACCUUGAACUAAAAACUAUCUGGAAAUAAGGACAUUAUUUAAUUAGAGAACGGUGGGGGAACUGAUGACACAAAAAAAGAGAUAUAGAACAACAAGAAAAUAAAAGCGCGUGGAAAUUGAUGAAAAUCGAUCGUAGCAUUUCCCAAAUAACUUCCAUAUCGAUGGUUUUUGGAUUGUGCGGCAAAGCGUAACGUGCAAACAACAGCAAUCUAAUUUGCAACGAUUUUUUGCUACGUUCGUCGCGUUCGCCUUCUUCUGUUGUCCAAUCUCGCUGCCAACACACGUCAAAUCAAUAUCGUUUGUGGGGCUAUGAGCUGAGUUUUUUUGUUCGUUUUUGUUCUACGUGCAUUUUCCAUGGCAAUCCAUGAAAUGCAUUUGAACUGAAGUAAACUAAUCGGUGAGAGGUGUCAUUUGCUGGACAGAAAAAAAGUCAGCAACCACUACUGCAGAAGAGGAAAAAAGAAAUCGCAGAGAAAAAAAACAUACACACAGAAAAACGAAAUCGUUAAUUAGAAUAAGCCCAGUAGCUAAACACUUGCUUAAGACUAAAUAAUUUUUUUUCCGUUGGUUUCGUAUGUGGUGCGUGGGCGGACACGGCAAUAAAGCAUAGCAGCAACAGUAAAUUGAAAGUAAAUGAUGUAUCAAUAUCAACAAAAACGGCUUAAUCGACGAAGAUAAAUAUACGCCGCCAACAAAAACAACAACACAGGAUCAGAGCAGAACGCAAAUAACCAAACAAAUUGAGUUCAUUGCAAUUUGUCAACAGAAAAUAACAACUUUCUUUAUUCACAUCGUGUGCUUUUGUGUUGAUAUAUGUGAGAAAUAACAUACAUACACACACACACGGUAUUCGCUUCAUUCACAACAUAUUUAUUCCGUCUAUUUUUCCGCUGGGGUGGCAAACAAACGAUUUUCGAUAAAAUGAACCGAAAUUGCUUUCUACGAUUGUUUUCGAUUGUGUUAGCAGUGCAUACAAUACAAGAUGGAUUAAUCGUGAACGCUGCCAGCGCUUCGCAUAAAGCUCGUCCAAAAAUCGAUUUAAGUGACCCAUUUUAUAAUGGGCAAAUCCAUUAUGAUGAUACAUUAACUGAAACGCCGAUCGGAACGAUUGUAUACGCAAUUGAUGAGGAGAGCGUUGAGGUCGAUCCAUUUGCGAAUGACAAUACAAAAACGUUUCAACUUCAAGACGUUGUUACGCACGGUAAUUCGAAUGACAAAUCUUUUAUAAAUCAUAAUUUAUUUACGAUCGGCGAUGGAAAUGACGCGAUUGUCGAGAAUGACAGUGAUGAAGACGACGACGAUGAUGAUGGUGUCGCCGAUGUGAUUGACAUUGAUGGUGUGGUCGAUAAACAGGCAACAGCACACAAUUCGAAAUUCGCUAAUUUCGCAUUCAACGACGAAAAACUAAUUCCGAUAUCGAAAGCCGACAACAAUAAAAAUGCUGAUAAACCAUCGCAAAUCCAAUUGCAACCGAAGCAUCACCAGCAUCAGAUAUCGAAUGCAACCGACCAGAAUACGCAACGAGUUCCACACCAAGGCCAACAGCAAACAGUGAAUAAUGUUAUCGCAUCCCAUUCGAACAGGCAAAUGACCUAUAAGCAUUCGAAUAAAACAUCUACGGCACGCAUGAAGUCGCACCGUCAUCACAAUCACAAGCCCAACCACAACGGAAAAUGGUAUCGACGUCAUCAAAAGUGGUUGAAACAACACAAAGCGAAAGCACAUCGCAAUCGACACAGCAGCAGCAGCAGUGCAUCGUCGCGAAGUGGUUUAAAGCCGCAACGAAUAAAUUCCGGUAUGAAAUCAAAUGCUCGUGCACCGUCGUAUGUUCAGGCUCAUGUAAGUUUCUACGAUUCAAGUUUUGAUGAUGACACUUUGACUUCGAAUCGUUUCACCUCGACGAACAACCAUCGAAACGGUGACAAAUGGCCACACUUGAAGCGGUUACAAAGUCAAUUGCAUCAAGACAUGCUGGGCGAUUCACUACCGCCGUACAUCAAAAAGUACAGUCGACGUAACAAACAGCUCAUUGGAUUGCUUGAAGGCGAAGGUAUGCCAAAUGUUGACAAUGCUGAUACAAAUGCAAAGCAACAAUCACAUCCGCGUCGUCGUCAAAAGCAAACCAACAAAUGGAUUGAAAAGAACCUGUUCGAAGAGCAACUUGAAAAGAAGAAAAACAAAAGCGCUCAUCAUCAGGAUCAGCAUCAGCAGCAGCAACAACAACAGAAACAGCAACAGCUACCACCGAUCGCACCGUAUUCAACCGAUGGAAAAAGUAUUAUACCAAUUAUUUUGAACUCGAAGCAACGGUAUUUAACCGAGAAGAAUGUACAAAGUGAACCGAAUGCAUUGCCGGGUGAACACUUAUCAUUGUCAUCGGAUGACUACGAAGAUUGUGACGAUGAUUCGGACUGUGGUCCAAGCACAGCCGUUCAACAUUCGAAAAUCGGGCACAUGAAAAAGAAGAAGGACAACAUCUCUCCGAAAGCUGAUUCAUUUUUAUUUCAUCGUGUUGCCACGCCAAAAUUAGUCGGCACAGCCGCUAUUGCUGGUGGCUUAAUUAAGCAAAAGCUUCCAUUUGUCGCACUCACUGACAAACGCAUCGAGGAGGAUGGUUCGAAGCAACGGCGCAUUAAUACCGUACAAAAUACAUUCCCGCUGCCCUAAAGCAAAUGCCCAAAUAAGAAGAGAAAAAAAUUAUGUUUGGCAAAUUGAAUCGAGACAUGCUUCGACCUAAGCAGCACCGAAUCAAAUGCACAUAAAAAAAUACCAUACACACUCACACAGAGACAACUCUAUUAACGGAAGAAAAAACAAAUCGAAAGCAGUAUAGUGGGAAUAAAUGAAGUAAUUUCUUUUAUCACAAAAGUUCAGACUUCAGAGCAAUUGUCCGAUAUAGCAGAGAGAGAGAGAGAGAGAGAGAGAGAGAGAGAGAGAGAGAGAGAGAGAGAGAGAGAGAGAGAAAAAAACACUAGUGCAGCUGAUUCCUCUCUACAUUUUCUCUCUCGCACACACAUACACACACACACACACACACACACACACAAGCAUACAGGCACGUAAUCCAUCUAGCUGAAUAGAAGAAUAUUAUAUGAAAAUAUAUAGUUUGUAAUAACAAGUGGGAGCUUUUUUUUCUCUUCUCUUCUCUCUCUCUCUCUCUCGCUCACUUUUGUCUAUGUUUUGUUUUAACCGCGCCAGCUCACAGUGGACCAGCACCAUGGUUGAAAACUUAAUAAGCGACAGCCCCUUUAUGUUUUAUUCAAAUGACGAAGCGGCGGUGUUUGUACGAGGCAAACAUAUUAUCCGGAUUAUAUAACAAACAAUGGGCUACACUGACAAUGAUAUUUCAAAAGAAACUCUCAUCACGAUAGAAGUGCGCGCCACAUUCAAAUGAAAGAAUUUCGCUUUUCAUUCGAGCAAAGGAGAUAGAUAAAGAGGGAGAGGGAGAAAAAGUGAAAUAGAGAAAAACAAAAAAUAACAUAUACACACACAAAUAUCACACAUUGAAUGUGUAGGCUUCAUCACAAAAAAAAAUCUACGCACCUGCUAACUGUUGAUGUCAAAAGAAACUAGAGUUUACUCAAAACCAUUUUUAUAAAUGUGUUCUCAUGAAUGUAGAUAUUAACUAAACAUAACGAAAUAGAAUUAAAGUAGUCGUUUGCGCUUUGGUUAUCGUCGGCUAUUAAUCAAUGGCUAUUUUAUACACAUAUACAUAUACUAUACAAACACACACACACAUAUACACAAAUGGCCCUCUUUUAUUGCCUCCUCCUUCGACAAAUCUAGCUGAUAAUACGUGUGUAUGUGUGUCGCUCUCUGUUUUAUCAGAACGACCAUCCACGACAAACAAAAACCAAUCUCUACUUUGAAAUACAUAUCUUUCCCUGAACCAUACAUAAUAUUAUUGAGUGUGCAAAAAUCCUAUCAAAGGGAGUUCUAUAUAUUAUAUCAUUUAUUGCAAAAUUUCAAAAGGAAUAGUAAUCAUCAAGCAAGAAAUGUUGAAAGAGUAAACCGUCUUUAUAAAAAAACGGUGUGUGCCUUCAAAGGCAAAAACUCCAGCGUGUUUCAUUGAGCUGCUGCAUUCAGCCACGUUUUUAUAACGGGAGCUGUUGUCAACAAGUGACUGUUCACUUCACAUGAAAACCAAGAACAAAAACACUCACAAACUAAAUAUCGUGUUAUUUGAUAUGAAAUCGCAUCUUACACGCUGAAACAACGAUUGCAAACCGAGUAUUAUAAAUACUCAAAGGAAUAUUAUAGCGAAGUCGUGAAUGAAAGCAUAUAUUUCUAUAUAGAACCACUCAAACGUAACCGUAAAAAGGAUUAUCACAUAGCAUAUUAAACUGAAAAUGUCUUCUAAAUGUAUUAAAAUCAUAGAAUAUUACCUGUGAACACUGGAACACACGGAUUACAAGGGAUGCGAAAAGUCUGAGAUGGAAAAUAGAUUGAAGAUGACAGAAAAACCAAGAAAAUGAAAUUUAAAAAAAAACGAAAAUGUAUGUUCAUUUAUAAUUUCUAAUUGUUAAAAUUGUUAUAGCAAGGAUGGAUUUUAAAUGUUGUAUGAAAUGAGAUGGUUUCUGUGUGUAACAACAUCCAUACUGUUUAACUGGAAAACAUUUUCUGUUGUUAUUUACCAUUGUCACAAUUUUCACAUUUACCCCAGGAGUGCUGGAAAAUGAGUGAUUGUUGAAUGAAGAAAAUUAAUUGCAUGAAUUGCGUGGAUUUUACGUGGAAAUUUACACAAAACAUUUGAUAUAUUAGACGAAGCUCAAAUAACAAGUGGUAGAUUAUUGUGUGGAAAGGAUAAAUGUUACGCGAGAGAAACAGAAAGCGAGAAGGACAGAAAGGGAGAGGGAGGGAGGUAGAAUAAAUGAUAAACUGUAUCAAAAUACCGACAAAAGCAAGGAAAUGUGAAAAACGAAAUAAAAAUGAUUGUAAUCACAUUUGAAAGUAAUAAUCGGUGUUUGUUUCAUUUGUUCUAUUGUUUAUGCCAAAGAGUUUUCCAUAAAAUUUCUCAACGUUAAUUGAUUGACAAAUGGCAGAGAGAAAGGAAGAAGUAAUACUUCAAAUGCAAAACAACGAAUUAUAUGGGUUUUAUGUUCAGAAUCGGAGUCACCCACACAUAAA
Sitodiplosis mosellana (orange wheat blossom midge) is the source of this 6519-nucleotide messenger RNA. Its product is annotated as probable WRKY transcription factor protein 1. NCBI's taxonomy places the organism in Eukaryota, Metazoa, Arthropoda, Insecta, Diptera, Cecidomyiidae. Bases 2314 to 4059 code for a protein of 581 amino acids. The transcript has 5 exons. The record is from RefSeq and is a predicted model, not a curated record.